Molecule: messenger RNA, 186 nt
Organism: Perkinsus marinus ATCC 50983
Lineage: Eukaryota; Perkinsozoa; Perkinsida; Perkinsidae
Exons: 3
Coding region: 1-186 (61 amino acids)
Source: RefSeq, a predicted model, not a curated record
AUGCUACGGAAAGUCGGCAUCGUGACGAAACCAGUUGUGGAAGAGGACGACGUAGCGGCUCCGAUGGCCGCGACAUUAGACGGUGCCUGGUUCGCGGUAACUUGCUCGUACGUGGGCAAAGCUAAUGUCAUCGCCAUUUUCGAGGGCAGGAAAAUCGGCAAUAGGAAACCGUUUCACUCAAAUUAG